CUGAGAUUCAUCACAUCAUCAGUAACUCAUCAUACACAACAAUUGUGAAAAAUGGAGAUUGUUGAAGUUGGAAGCUGUGGGGCACUUCCUCUGCUCUCAUUGAACCACGUGUCUCUCUUGUGCAGAUCAGUGUGGGACUCUAUGAGGUUCUACGAGGAUGUUUUGGGUUUUGUUUCCAUCAAGCGCCCUUCUUCUUUCAAGUUCAAUGGAGCAUGGUUGUACAAUUAUGGGAUUGGGAUACACUUGAUUGAGAAUCCAAACAUAGACGAAUUUGAUGCAUGCAUGAAUGAAGCAAGGCCUAUUAAUCCCAAGGACAACCACAUCUCAUUCCAGUGUACGGAUGUUGGACUUGUUAAGAGAAGGAUAGAAGACAUGGGAAUGAAGUAUGUGACAGCUUUGGUGGAAGAUGAUGGAGGGAACAAGGUGGAACAGGUGUUCUUCCAUGACCCUGAUGGAUACAUGAUUGAGCUUUGCAACUGUGAGAAUAUCCCAAUCAUUCCUAUUAUUUCUUCAUGCUCCUUCAAGCCUAGAACCCACAGCUUCAUCAAGAAAGCAGCAUCACCACCUGCCAAGUGUGGAUUCAUGGAGAAUAUCAUGAUGGAAAGCUUGAGCAUGGACAUGAUGAACUUCUCCUUUUAAUCAAUCUUGUCUAUACUCUAUAUAGUUUUUUCAACUCAUUUUUAGAUACCAACAAAAUAAACAUUAUUUUAUUCUGUGUAUCUACGAAUGAAAUGAUAAACUUAUAUCUAUAUGAAAAUAUCUCAUGUUAAAAUGGAUGAACUCCACUUCCUUCUUCUUUUGUUUAUGUAAGAUAUAAGCAAAAGAUUGUUCCAUGAAAGCAGAGAAGAAUGUGGGUGGGUAAGAAGAUAGAAUUGUUAUUAAUUAUUUGUGUUUCAGAUCUACGCACAAGUGCACAAGGAAGAGUGGACCAAAAAAACCAAACUAUGUUGUGUCAUAUGGUGUUUGAAAUAAUAAUAAUAAAAUGAAAUUGUGAUU
Molecule: messenger RNA, 996 nt
Organism: Arachis duranensis
Lineage: Eukaryota; Viridiplantae; Streptophyta; Magnoliopsida; Fabales; Fabaceae
Product: glyoxylase I 4
Exons: 3
Coding region: 52-639 (195 amino acids)
Source: RefSeq, a predicted model, not a curated record